UUGUUAAUUUUUUCUGUUAUUUUUCUCUAUUUCGCGUGAAAUUCUUAUUCUACGUGUUUUGUGGUUGUUGAGUCUACCUGACGAUACCGAGACAAACGAUCACGAUGUUGUUAUUGACUAACGAAAGCGGUCUUUUCGGACUUCUCGCGAAGCUGUCGAUAUGGACUGUACUUUCAUUAUCUGCAUAUGUAAGUGACAAAUCCUUCAUCUUGAGCUCAAUACUGAUACAGAGCAGCUCAUUCUCCUCACAAUUUACCGCCUAACUUUACAUCCACUGGCAAGAUAUCCAGGACCGUUCCUCGCCAAGAUUACAGACUGGUACUCCGUCUACCACGCGUGGAAGGGCGAUAGACACCUGGAAUUUUGGAGAUGUCACGAGACGUAUGGACCAGUCGUGAGAUUCGGACCGAACAGUUUGUCGAUUAACACCAACUCCGCUUUGAAGACCAUCUACGGCCACAAAUCAAACGUCAAGAAGUCCCAAUUCUAUUCCGUCUUCCCGCCCACGAAAGACACAUUCAACACCCACAGCUCCAUCGACAAGGCCAGCCAUGCUCGCAAGCGUAGAGUCUUGUCCCAUGCAUUCUCGGACAGUGCGAUCAAGAACAUGGAGAAGUACAUCCUAGCAAACGUUCGAACAUUCUGCUCUAAGCUCGGUGCCAAGCCCGCAUUGGUCGAGAAGAAUGGAGUCAAGGGCCAGUGGAGCGUUGCACAGAAUAUGGCAGACUGGGCUAAUUAUUUGACCUUUGAUGUCAUGGGAGACUUGUGUUUCGGGAAGGCGUUUGAGAUGUUGGAGCACGAGGAGAAUCGCCACGUGAUCGACCUGAUUGGAAAUGCGGCGCACAUGCAUUUGAUCCUUGGAACAAACCCUAGCAUCAAAACCCUCGGCCUGAACAAAGUCCUCUUCAGCAAGAUUUACAACAUGAGAAUGCAAUAUAUGGCGUACAGCAAGGCACAAGCCGGAGAACGCACCAAGGUCGGACUCGACACUGAUCGCAAGGAUUUCUUCUACUACCUCCUCAAUGCUCGCGAUCCCGAAACUGGAAAGGGAUUCACUGGUCCUGAGCUCUGGGGCGAGAGCAAUCUCCUGAUCAUUGCUGGCUCCGACACGACAUCAACUGCACUUGCUUCAGCAUUCUUCUACCUGGUCCACAAUCCAUCCACGCUCGAGAAGCUCUGCGAGGAAGUCCGUUCGACAUUCUCAGAUCUUGAGGAGAUUCAUUCGGGCCCUACCUUAAAUUCAUGCGCAUACCUCCGUGCCGUGAUCGAUGAAGCAAUGCGCCUUUCUCCACCUGUGGGAGGCAUUCUUCCCCGCGAGGUUAUGCCCGGCGGACUCGAUAUCGACGGCAUGCACAUCCCAGCUGGCGUUGUUGUUGGAACCCCACAUUACGCAUUGCACCACAACCCAGAUUACUACCCAGCACCUUUUACAUUUAACCCGUCUCGUUGGAUCGCAGAAUCGUCUCUGGAGGUCACCAAGGACACUGUUGCAGUGGCACAAUCGGCGUUCUGCCCUUUCAGUGUGGGACCGAGAGGUUGUAUUGGAAAGGGGCUUGCGUAUGCGGAGCUCAUGACGAGCUUAGCGAGAACGGUGUUUAUGUAUGAUAUGAAAUUGGCUGAUGGCACAAGCGUUGGUGAGGGAAGGCCAGAAUUGGAGUGGGGGAGACAGAGGAAGGAAGAAUACCAGUUGAAGGAUUCAUUUACGAGUCUGAAGGAUGGCCCGUAUGUACAGUUUCGGGAGAGGCAGUAGUGAAAUGGUGGGAGGCCAGAUUGCGUAAAUGGUGUUUCAUGGCUGGCGUUCGGAUAUGGAACAAAUUGUCAAUAAAAUCAUGAACAUAAAUAAAAAAUUACAAAUACAUACAAAGGCAAAAACAGCCGCCAUCUAUCCC
Molecule: messenger RNA, 1889 nt
Organism: Cadophora gregata
Lineage: Eukaryota; Fungi; Ascomycota; Leotiomycetes; Helotiales; Ploettnerulaceae
Exons: 2
Coding region: 608-1750 (380 amino acids)
Molecular function (GO): heme binding; iron ion binding; monooxygenase activity
Source: RefSeq, a predicted model, not a curated record